AUGAUAACUUCAAUCCCGGCAUCAAGGAUAGUCACCCAAGAUAUAUGGUUACCAACCCAGAUCUGUGACCCUGUAUCAUCAGCUCACGAGCGAGGUAUCCAAAUCCUUAUCGUCACCUUACCGAUCUCCUUACUCAUAGUCGGGGUUAUCUUACCUCUUCUUUAUCUUCAUCUUCGAUCCAACAAAACCCAGACUUCAUAUUGUCAAUUAUGUUCUUCAGUUGGAGACCGUGGUGCAAAUUUCUCAACUUCAAAUCCUACUAGUUCAUUUGAAUUUGAUGAAGAUCGUGAAAACAAGGCAACAGACUCAACUUCUUUGAAGGAAGAUAUAAUGAUCAAUGCUAUGGAGUGA
This is a messenger RNA of Melampsora larici-populina 98AG31, 351 nucleotides long. RefSeq lists its product as uncharacterized. NCBI's taxonomy places the organism in Eukaryota, Fungi, Basidiomycota, Pucciniomycetes, Pucciniales, Melampsoraceae. The record is from RefSeq and is a predicted model, not a curated record. The transcript is spliced from 2 exons. Bases 1 to 351 code for a protein of 116 amino acids.